This is a messenger RNA of Pecten maximus, 2913 nucleotides long. RefSeq names its product octopine dehydrogenase. The record is from RefSeq and is a predicted model, not a curated record. Gene Ontology annotation, molecular function: oxidoreductase activity. NCBI's taxonomy places the organism in Eukaryota, Metazoa, Mollusca, Bivalvia, Pectinida, Pectinidae. The transcript is spliced from 2 exons. The coding region runs from base 147 to 1346 and encodes 399 amino acids.
GGAUCUGUGUACGUGGUUAAGCCUGGGGUUCUGAGCACAUCAACAUCAUCACCCCUGACAGUUCAAGGGGAGCUCAAGGAUGGCUGUAGGUCGUUGAGACUAGGAGAGCUAGAAUCCUCAUCAUCGGAUACAGUCUUCAGAGAGCCAUGACGGUCAAGGUUUGUGUUUGCGGAGGAGGCAAUGGCGCCCACACGCUCUCAGGUCUCGCCGCGUCCCGUGACGGCGUUGAGGUGCGUGUCCUCACACUCUUCGCUGACGAAGCCGAGCGCUGGACAAAAGCGCUUGGAGCAGAUGAAUUAACGGUGAUUGUAAAUGAAAAAGACGGAACACAGACUGAAGUGAAGUCACGCCCAAAGGUCAUUACAAAAGAUCCCGAAAUCGCCAUCAGUGGUGCGGAUGUUGUGAUCCUGACUGUUCCAGCUUUUGCACACGAGGGUUAUUUCCAAGCCAUGGCCCCGUAUGUGCAGGAUUCCGCUCUUAUCGUCGGCCUGCCAAGUCAGGCAGGAUUUGAAUUCCAAUGUCGAGACAUUUUAGGAGACAAGGCCGCCGCUGUUUCAAUGAUGUCCUUUGAAACUCUUCCUUGGGCGUGUCGCAUAAAAGAGUUCGGCAGGAAAGUUGAAGUACUAGGUACGAAAUCCGUCCUCGCAGCUUCGCUCAUCAAGGGAACAGCCAAGACGGUCGACCCGCUAUCGACACUCCAGAUGCUCCACGGUGCCGAACCAGUCUUCCGUCUUGCAAAACACUUCUUGGAGAUGCUUAUAAUGAGUUAUUCGUUUGUCCACCCCGCCAUUUUGUUUGGUCGAUGGGGUUCCUGGGACGGCAAACCUGUUCCAGAAGCACCAUUGUUUUACCAAGGCAUCGACCAGGCAACCGCAGACAUGCUUACAGCUUGUAGCAACGAAUGCAAGGACGUAGCAAACGCUAUCAUGGCGGCGUGCCCAGGAAACGACCUUUCGGAUGUCAAGGACAUAUAUCAGUGGUACUUAGAGUAUUACCACGAGGACAUCCAAGAUGACCACGACCUCUACCACGCAAUCACCACAAACAAGUCAUAUAAGGGUCUUGUUCAUCCCGUCAAGGCUGUUGACGGUGGUGUGGCCCCUGACUUCGGAAAUCGUUACCUGACAGAAGACAUCCCCAUGGGGAUGAUAGUUUUUAAAGGCGUUGCUAUAGCAGCUGGUGUGGCCAUCCCCAACAACGAUAAACUUAUCAUGUGGGCCCAGGAGAAGAUCGGAAAGGAGUAUCUAGUGGACGGUGCUCUGACCGGUAAGGAUGUGGCUACAACGCGCUGUCCGCAACGCUAUGGCUUCAACACACUAGACGCUAUACUUACGGGCAAAAAGUAAGGACUGACCAGUGCUAGGUCAGUGCUGACCAGUGUCCGUAUACACCGCUUGUAAUUCAACCCAAGACACCAAUUCCCCAUCAUGAUUUGCUAUCAUGGAACAAAUAUACCUUGCAGUCCAGUUAACUUUUAUAAAGAGAACAGAAGUUGUUUCUGUGCCAAAGAAGUUACAUUCUUCAAAAACACAAAAUAUGAACCUAUAGCAGAUAAUUACGGAAACUAUUUUGGAACCUCAAUCUAGUUUGCGUUAUCGGGAAACAACCAUUCAGCUGUGAUACUUACUUUGGACAUCUUUCUAGUGCUAAAAAUUGUCUCAAGGUUUAGGAUCUAGGUUUACUGCGAAAACGAAGUUAUGAACUCUCAUUUCCGGAAUAUAUAUUAAUCUGUAUACGUUAAUGUUCACUAUUCUAGUCACAAGAUAACGUGUGUAAAAUAUUUCCAAUUUUAGAUUGUAUUAUAUAAUUAUAUUGUAUUUACAUCAACAUGAAUUGUUUACAAAUACCAGAGCUUUUGGCUAUAUCUUUUAAUCAGCGGUAUGUACCAUUCAAAAAGUACUGAAUAUGUGGUAUUAUGUGUUGCUUAAGAAAACGUAAAUCUUUACCUCAGGUUAUAGAUAUAAAUAUUUCAAACAAACCAACAUACUUCUACGGGGUCAGGUUAUGAUCAACACGGGUGAUCGGGUAGCACACUGGUAACACAUUUGCCUUUCACAUAGGCGGCCAGGGUUCGAUUCCCCGAUCGGACGUGAAAAGUUAUGGUGUCACCUGCCUGACCACGUUGGUUUUCCCCGGGUACUCCCGAUUUCCACCCACAGAAAGACUCCCAGCGCGCUUCGAUCCGGGCCAACAAGCGUGAUUAUUAUAAGUUAAUAUAACUUGUUUCGCAAUUGUUGUAAAAUAAAAUUUACAUCAAUACAAAAUGACUAAGACAUGGAGAUGAUGGUUAGCAUCUAAAUAUAUAUUAUACUGUACCCUAUAAAGUGUAAGAAAAUUGUUUCUGACGACGUGCUUGAGAUAUUUUUGGAUAUUUCCCAAACGAGUGAAUCUCGUGUGCUAUAUAUAGAACUCUGGUUGAUCUGAUGUUUUAUACAUUGAGAAGAGAUCUGUUACGGAAAUUACUCAUUUUUCCAAAGUUAUUUAUAAUAUACUGAAAUAUACAACGUUAUAUAUAUAUAUUGCCCACCAGGAUUUUGUUAUUGUACAUGUAAAACAUGGUAUUGUUAAAUAUAGAAUAUCGUUAGUCUAUUACUGUUUAAUUCUAGAACAUUAAGGCGCAAUUUAAAAAAAAUAAAGAUAAAUAUAUACAUUUAUAUAUUCUUUGUUGGGAUUUUGAUGUUUCUUCUUGAAGUAUUGCAAUUGAAUGUAUCCGGAAAGUGAUUUUUAUCCUAGUAUCAGAAUCCGGACAAAUAAGUUUCCACUUGUAUGUUACCUAUUUGUUAGUUGCUUUUAACUGAUGAUGGCUUUAAUCUGUGAUAGAUGUCAGUAUUUUAAAUGAAUUCCAAUACUUUGAUAUUUGUAUUGUAAUAAAAUUCACAGGAUAUACUGAAUUAAAAUUGUUUAUAGUGAAAA